Messenger RNA from Vanrija pseudolonga, 1284 nucleotides. RefSeq names its product Style cell-cycle inhibitor 1 (gene SCI1). Lineage: Eukaryota; Fungi; Basidiomycota; Tremellomycetes; Trichosporonales; Trichosporonaceae. The transcript has 5 exons. The record is from RefSeq and is a predicted model, not a curated record. Bases 1 to 1284 code for a protein of 427 amino acids.
AUGCCGUCGUCGUCGUACAGGGAUCGAUCGAGGUCGCCAAGGGAGGGUCGGCGAGAGCGCGAUGGUGAGCGGGAUCGAGCUCGUGAGCGUGAGCGUGAGCGGGAUCGUGACCGCGAUGGCGACCGGCGCCGCGACAAGGACGAUCGGCGCGACGACCGAGACAGGAGGGACCCCGACAGGCGAGACCGAGACCGAGACCGUGAUCGGGACCGCCGGGAUGACCGCGAGAGGUCGAGUCGUAAGGAUCGUGAGCGGGACGACCGCAAGGAGAGCCGGCGCGACCGAGACCGUGAUCGUGAGCGAGACCGCGACCGCAGCCAUCGAUCGUCGCGCGACGAGUCCCCGCGCAAGCAGCGCGAGCCAUCACCCAGCGACUCGGAGGAGGAGCUGCUGGACCUCGCCGAGCUCGGCGUGUCCGCCAUCACCGAGGACGACUACUUCCUCAAGGCCGAUGAGUACCGCUUCUGGCUGCGCGAGGAGCGCGGCAAGUACCUCGACGAGCUGAGCUCGGAGCAGGCGCACAAGUACUUUCGGCGGUUCAUCCGGCGGUGGAACGACGGCGCGCUGCCGCGCGAGUGCUAUGCGCCGCACGACUCGACGGCGACGCGGGCCAAGGACUUGACGGCGUAUAAAUGGUCGUUUGCUAGCCACCGCUCGCGAGUGAAUACAGAGGAGCUGGCAGCUGCGCGCGCAGACGUCGACCGCCUGACGCACGGCAAGGCGCUGCCUGCGUCGAGGUUGGGCGCAGCAGGCGACGGCAACGACGACGAUGACGACGACGACGAGAUUGGCCCGCGCCCCGAGCCGCCAUCGCGGUCGGUAUCACCUGGCCCGCGUGUGGGCCCGGCGGCGCCGACGGUGUCGGACCGCCAGCUCGCGCGCGAGGUGGAGGCGGCAACGGCGAGCUCGGACCGCGCGGCGGAGCGCAAGGCCACCCGCAAGACGGCGCUCGAGCGCGCCGAGGAGGUCGCGCCCCGCGCUGUCGGGAGAGAGGGAAAGAUGGCCGAGAAGCGUGCCGCCAAUGACGAGAACAAGAAGGUCAGGGAGAAGGACCAGGCGGCGGGUCUCGAGGUGGACGACGACACGCUUAUGGGAGGAAGCGAGAGCGGGUUCGCCGCUGCACUGCGCGCACGCGAUGCCGCUGCUGCACGCCGUGCGGACAAGAAGGCCGAGGAGUGGGCCGAGAAGAAGGCGUCUAUGGACGAGCGGAUGGCAGAGCGCCGAUCAAAGGAAGCUGCAACGAUGGACAUGUUCAAGCAAAUGGCAAAGCAGCGGUUUGGUUAG